Molecule: messenger RNA, 3074 nt
Organism: Fundulus heteroclitus (mummichog)
Lineage: Eukaryota; Metazoa; Chordata; Actinopteri; Cyprinodontiformes; Fundulidae
Gene: tdrd5
Product: tudor domain containing 5
Exons: 17
Coding region: 203-2698 (831 amino acids)
Biological process (GO): spermatogenesis
Source: RefSeq, a predicted model, not a curated record
ACAACUAAGCACACUUUCCUAAAACAGUUUAGCUUAAGUAUUUCUAGUGUUCACGCUUCCUGACACUGAUAUUAGCUGUCACAGUAUUUGUCUGCCUCCGGGUUUGCACCAUUAGUAGUGGCUCAUUAGAGCCCAGCUGCCCCAGAGCUCAGGAAGUUCCCAUUUGAUCCACGAAUCAUCAUAACAGACUCAAGCAGACGACAUGAACCAAGACGACCUUCUGGUGAAACUGAAGAAGGAUGUUCGCUCCUUACUCACUUCAUCUAAGCUGGGAUUGGACCCUGAGCAGCUGAGACGAGACUAUGUCAGCAUGUUGGGACAUCCGAUGCCCCUGAGACCCUUGGGCUUCAGGAAUGUUAUGGAUAUGGUUCAGGAGAUGCCAGAUGUUGUUUCUGUUAACUACAGCCAAGAUGGCAGUAUAUGUUUAAAGGCUGUGUGCGACGAGAACACCCAGAACAUUGUGGAGCUUGUGUCCAGGCAACGGAUAUCUAAGUCUGAGAAGGCCAGGAAAUUUUCUUCUGCUCGUUACCAUCAUCAGACUCUGGCUGCGGCGCUCCCGAGAAGAGGUCGCCCUCCUCCAGGCAUCCCUGCCAACCUCAGGGCUCAGCUGCGCUUCCUGCUCUCUCAGGGUCCACUUAGGCUGUCGGAGCUAGAGGUCAGUUAUUUGCGCUUCUAUGGCUACCCGCUCCGCGUGCACAACUAUGGUUUCUACUCCACCGGAGAGAUGCUAGAGGCUGCGAAAGAUAUGAUCGUAAUCCAGCAGGGGAGGCUGGGCUCGGUUCUGAUGCUGAGGGAAGAGAUGAGACCCAGGCCCGUCACACCAAGGAGAACCGGGCCAAUAAAGCCAUCCAACGCUCCUCGCGGACCAUCUUUCCAAAACUCUACCGUCAAAGUUCCUGUGCUGACAGAACGUCCAGACAUUUUAGCAAAGCAGGGUCCUCUGAAGCCACCUGAGAGUACUUUGUACCCUGGCAACAAUGUGUCGCAUGUCAGCCACAAACUGGAGGAGGGGGCGAAGAGCCACGACCCUAAACAAGCGUCCUGUCAAGACGGGGGGCACUUUCAUCAAACCGUACUCAAGCUUGAGCGGGAUCUUCAGCGUGAGAUCUUGGAGAACAGUAUUGCUGGCACCGUUAGUCAGGAGCUGAAGGACAAGCUACGAAAGGUUGUUGGUGAGACGAGGGGUGGAUUAUCAGUUCAUGAUCUCCCUGCUGAGUACAAGAGGCUUUUCGGAGAAGACCUGCCAUUUUUACAGAGCGGCUUUCACAGUGUAACUGAACUUGUUGGUGCCCUGAGUGACAUCUUCCUCCUAAAACCAGCAGAGGACAAGCGUGGACACAGUUGGGUCAUAGUGGACCUGAAGGAUCAUGAAAACGCACAACCAGGCUCAGCAGAUAUUGAUGGCAGUACUGACUGUGAUGAGAUGCCACCUAAGAGCUACUACUUCAGCUUCAAAGAAUCAGCAUGGGAAGAGAAAUGCGAGAGUGUCAAAUCGGAUGAGGACAAUGAUGACUUGAAGUCCAGCAAACUAUCCACUAUUGAAGAAAUGAUUCCCGAGAUUUAUCCCGCUGUGCAGGCGCAUCUCCAAUCCCCUGUGCCCCUGGACGCCAUGCAAAAUCAGCGACUCAAACCCCCGACCCGCCGCCGGGCCCGAGAGCUGAUAGAAGUCAAGGUGGAACAGGUGGAGUCACCGGGAUCUUUCUACAUCCGAUGCAGUGAGACGGAGGAGGCGCACGCUUUGGAGAGCUUAAUGUUUGACAUGAGACGAUGUUACGCCUGUCCUGAGGUGUCAGAGCAGUACAAGCUCCUUGAACCGUUCAUCAGGCAGGGUCAGGUCUGCUGCGUGUCCCCCAGUGGAAUAUGGUUCUACCGAGUGGUGAUCGACAGAGUUAUUAGCUCCACCCACGUUGAGGUGUUUUUCGCUGACUUCGGGGAUGUGACGUUGGUCCAGAUCGACAGCCUGAAGUUCCUUAAGUCCAGCUUUUCAGUACUUCCUGCACAAGCAAUUCCUUCAGCGCUCACUGGAAUCAAGCCAACUUCAAGUAGCUGGACUGCAGAAGCCACAGAUUCCUUCAGGAAACUGUGCUCUGAUCGCGUCUUUGUGGGCGCUCUGGACUGCUACACCGGAGAUGUGCUGCAGCUCUACCUGUGCGACACACGCACCGAUCAGGACAUCUACAUCCACACGGUCCUCAUCGACCAAGGCCAUGGCGUCGCCUGCAGACCUGCAACCGCUACAGCAUUGCGUGUCAAGGUCACGCCAGUGAGCCUUUACCUGGGAGAGGGAAUGGUGGACCUGCCAGAGAUCGACAAGGAGCUGCUGCUGUCUCUUAAAUCUGGAGACGCUAAUAAAGAUGUUGAGGAGGCCUCAGCGAAGGAUGAUGAUUAUGAUGAGAUGCCUUCUCUGGAAAUGAUAACGGAGGAUGAAUUCAUCGCUCAAAUUCAGGCACUGGACAUCCCUUCUCCACCAACUCCACCUAGCUCUGACUCCAGCUGUGCACAACAGGAGGUAAAUCCACCUCCAAAAGUCACAACCUGCUCGCCUGCUGCACCGCCGUUACUCCUAAAAAUGCAAAAGCAGGACUCCUCUAAAGGUGCUCUGCUGUCUCCCCUCUUCCUACAAAACUCCAGCAUCCAGUUUCCUCUGUUUGGGGCCAGGUUGGCUGGGACUUCUACAUCCAAACAACUUGUACACUAACUGGACAAAAAGGGCGACCAAGAUGAGGUUUAUCGGAUUAUUGCAUCACAGAGGACUUGAGUUAUGUCCUGGUUAAGAACAUUUUUAUAAGUAGUUGAUUUUUAUGUUCAUUAAAACUGUUAAAUUGUCUUUGUAUUGCCUUCUGUUUCAAACAGUUAAACAAUACUUAAUAUAUUUGUUUGUCUUUUCAUGAAUGGAAACAGCCUUACAAAGGCUUCUUGUUUUAAAAAAGACGAUGCUUUGAUUUUUCUCAAAAGCUUUCAUUGGUUUCAUUUCAUUGUAAAUAUUAAUGUUGCUGUUUAGGACAAAGUUAAAACCGUUCAAACACACAAUUUGGAAUUUGUUUUGGAAAAUAAAUUUCAUUGGAUAAAACAUC